AUGGACAACCUUUUGGACCACCUGCGGUCGCUGAACGCCGUUGACUGUGACACUUUGGAUGCGGAAGGCGAGUUGUUUCAUUUCGACGUUGGGUCAUCCGCAUUGGCCGCGGAGUUAGGUCCGUUUGUUGACUGCACAUCAAACCAGGCUAGUACAGCCAUCGCAUUCGCCGAGUUGAGCAAGGUUGACAGUAAUGGGCUCCCUCUUUACCAGCAGGUGAUUGCCGAGUCGGUCCAGGUUGCCCACUGGUUGUUUGGCAAGCAGACAGAUGCGACACUCGAGGAGCUGGCAGUCGAGCUGAUGAUGGUCGGCCUGUCCCUCCGGAUCGCUCCUCACACGACCGGCUACCUUCAUGUGCAGACCAACCCGAAGCUGGCCUAUUCGACUGCCACAACCGUCAAGAACGCCGAGAGAAUCGUCUCCCACUUCAAGCAGCUCGCUCCCGACUUCGACACCAGCCGUGUCUGCAUCAAGAUCCCGUCCACGUGGGAAGGGCUACAGGCAUGCCGCGAACUCCAGAGGAAGGGCAUCGCCACCCUCGCGACCAUCAUGUUUUCCCUCGAGCAGACCGCCCUGGCAGCUGACGCGGGAUGUCGGUACAUCGCUCCCUACGUGAACGAGCUGCGGGUACACUUUGAUCCCGGCUACGUCGACACUAACCCAGCCCUUGCGUUCUGCGGCGCGGCGCAGCAGUAUCUGGACUCCCGGAUGAAUAAUACCACGCAGGUCAUGGCCGCCUCUCUGACAUCCAUCGACGAAGUCAUGCAACUGGCGGGUCUGCACCACAUCACCGUCUCGCCAGUCCUGCUCGCCGAGCUCGCUGCCACGCCCGCUGCUGGGUGGGCGGGGCGUGCCUCUAUUGGGCAGGUUGUCAAGACUGCUGUAGGUGCAGCUGGAGGUGGGCCGGCGGCGGGUACCGCUCAGUUGGGGGCCGAAAACCGAGCUGCCGUACUCGACACCCUCGUCAAGGACGAGAGUCUCUGGCGGAUGGCCUUCACCAGGUCUGAUGGGGGGAGGAGCGAGACCAAGCUGGUGCAGGCGAUCAAUAUCUUUGCGGAUGUCCAGGACAAGCUGGAGGAGAUGGUUCGUCAGGCCGAUGUCACGGCACGGGCGGCCGCUGCUUGA
Messenger RNA from Chaetomium strumarium, 1125 nucleotides. RefSeq lists its product as uncharacterized. The record is from RefSeq and is a predicted model, not a curated record. Gene Ontology annotation, cellular component: intracellular anatomical structure. Lineage: Eukaryota; Fungi; Ascomycota; Sordariomycetes; Sordariales; Chaetomiaceae. The transcript has 6 exons. Bases 1 to 1125 code for a protein of 374 amino acids. Gene Ontology annotation, biological process: pentose-phosphate shunt, non-oxidative branch; carbohydrate metabolic process. Gene Ontology annotation, molecular function: transaldolase activity.